Molecule: messenger RNA, 1372 nt
Organism: Argentina anserina (silverweed cinquefoil)
Lineage: Eukaryota; Viridiplantae; Streptophyta; Magnoliopsida; Rosales; Rosaceae
Exons: 11
Coding region: 114-1007 (297 amino acids)
Source: RefSeq, a predicted model, not a curated record
AGCCAAAUGUGGACCCGGCCCACAAUCCGCUGUCCUCAACUCCUCAUUUCUUCCUUCUCCGCCCAUUUCAAACUUGACUACCGGAGUUAGGGCGGGAGCCAUUGACGGAAGAAAUGGAAGACCCACCUCCUUCUUCAGACCUCGCCACCAUCCACAGACAAGUGCUUGAGCUCGAAGCGCUUCUCGAUCGAACACGCCGAGACGACGAUUCCGAACCACCCUCUUCAGACUUCCAGGAUUCACUCAAAGACUGCGCUCUCUUUCUCCAGAGUAGAGUUGAAAAGAUAGUAUCGGAUUGCUCCGAUGUCGGUUUUUUAGGGGAUGAGGAUUUUGAGGCGUAUGUGGGAAGAUUUGAGCAGGAGCUUAGCUCGGUGGAGGCCGAGAGUGCUAAGGUUUCUGAUGACAUUGAGGGUCUUAUACGAAACUGUGAGGAAGAUUUUAAUCGGCUCAAUGCUGAUAUCGGGCAGUUGAAGUGUUCAUUGGAGUUUGUUGGAUUUCAGGAUCUGGAAAAAGCAAAACUGGGUGCAGAUGCUGAUUGGCCUACAUAUGGGGAAGAUCUGUUAGAUCCGAUGGAUGUCAAUGAAGACAAAUUUCAGCAACUGGAACUUGAAAAUCAGAUUGACAAGAAUCAUUUCGUUUUGAAGUCUCUACAAGAUUUAGAAUGCAAACUUAAAUGGCUUGACGCAACUGAACAGUUUGAAGAUGCAUUUUCAGGUCUUAAGGUCAUUUCGUUUGAAGACAACUGCAUUAGGUUGUCGCUUAGGACCUAUAUUCCAAAGUCAAGAGGUCUGUCCCAGCAAAGAAAUGAAGAUUACACUUCUGUGAACCAUGAGCUACUAAUUGAACUUGUGGAAGGGACUAUGGACUUACGGAAAGUCGAGAUUUUCCCAAAUGAUGUAUGUAUACGAGAUAUUCUUGAUGCUGCGAAGUCUUUGAGUAAAUCUUCAUUGCAGUGGUUCGUAACAAAAGUACAAGGCGAAAUUUAUAAGCAGCAUGGGGGCGAAUAGAGGGAACGAGUGCAAAUAAAUGAAGACUCUUGUCACUCUCCUUGGAGUACUUGGGGUUCCACAUUAGAUGAUCUCAUGUUGUUGCGUGCAUUCGUUAGGGUCUCUCCAUUGUUUACUUCUCCAUUGAAAGUGAUUCCAAUCAUAUAUUUAUUAUCUAUGCCAAAUAUGAUCAGGAUUACAGUAUCACUCAAUGAGUGCUCCUGUAUGUUAAGUUUGUCAAUGAUCACUGACCCAUUAUUUCGGAGCUUUUUUGUAAAGAAAUUGCUUAAAUGAGAUACUUUGUUUGGUUAGACUUGAUCAUAGUCAUUAACAUGUACGGUUCUCUUUACUAUUUCAAACAAAAUGUUGGUUGCAUAGUUGAUCAA